Messenger RNA from Helicoverpa zea (corn earworm), 1400 nucleotides. Its product is annotated as aquaporin-like. Gene Ontology annotation, molecular function: water channel activity. The transcript is spliced from 4 exons. Gene Ontology annotation, cellular component: plasma membrane. Gene Ontology annotation, biological process: transmembrane transport. The record is from RefSeq and is a predicted model, not a curated record. Bases 331 to 1152 code for a protein of 273 amino acids. NCBI's taxonomy places the organism in Eukaryota, Metazoa, Arthropoda, Insecta, Lepidoptera, Noctuidae.
GUUAUAUUGUACUAAACAUGUCUGUGCUUAUGAGUUGCCGAUCAUGGUAAUGUUGUAUAUUAAGUAGUCAUUGUGUGCCACCGAGUGCACGCGUGCACAUUUAUUUUGUUAAAAAAUAUACAUUUACAAACAAGUUACUUCAAGAUAUUCGUACAUAAUUGUGAAGCCCGUAUUAUAAAUACAUAAAACCUGUGUCACUAUGAUCUCAUUCACAACAAACCCAUAUAAAUAUCGAGAGGGGUGCGAAAAUUAGUGUGCAUGCGUCGCGUCGUUCGCCAAACAGUGUGUGAGUCAUAGUAAGACAGCCGCAGUGCUGCGCCAGCCGCCCGCAUGGCCGGACACGACGUCGCCUGCUGCUGCUACCUGCGGCGCUGCGCGUGCGGCCGCUGCGCGCACCCGGGCGGCGGCGCGCUGUGGCGCGUGGCGCUGGCCGAGGCGCUGGGCGCGGCGCUGCUGCUGCUGCUGACGUGCUGCGCCGUGAGCGCGCCCGGCGCGGCGCAGUCGGCGCCGGCGCGCGCGCUGGGCUCGGGGCUGGUGGUGGCGCUGCUGGUGCAGUGCCUGGAGCGCGCGUCGGGCGCGCAGCUCAACCCGGCCGUGACGCUGGCGGCUCUGCUGUGGGGGCGCAUGUCGCGGCGGCGCGCGGCGGCGGAGGCGCUGGCGCAGCUGGCGGGCGCGGCGGCGGGCGCGGGCGCGGCGCGGGCGCUGCUGGGCGGCGCGGCGCGCUGCGGGACGCGCGGGACGCUGUCCGCGCUGCCGGCCGCGCUGCUGGAGGCGGUGCUGGCGGGCUGCCUGGCGCUCGCCAACUGCGCCGCCUGGGACGCGCGCAACGCCGACUUGCGAGACUCCUGGCCGCUGCGCAUCGGACUGUGCGUGGCCGGCCUGUCGCUCGCCGCGGGCGAGCUUACGGGUGCCAGCAUGAACCCGGCGCGCAGCUUCGGACCGGCGCUAUGGAGCGGCGACUGGGCUGACCACUGGGUGUACUGGGUGGGCCCGCUCAGCGGCUCGGCACUUUUCACCACCGCCUACAUGUGCGCGUGGAAGCCGCGCUGUGACGUCACGCCGCGCUGCGCCUGCGACGAUGCCUCGCGCCGCGGCUCGCGUGACGUCACCUCCGCGCCGCCGCUGCCCGACAAGCCGUGUGCCGAGCCCUAGCGAGCCGUGCCACGUCACGUCACGUCACGUCACGUCACGCCGCGCUGCGCCUGCGACGAUGCCGCGGCUCGCGUGACGUCACCGUCGCGCUUAUGUUUGUAUAUGUAUAAACUGUAGUUCUAUGUAUAGGAAGCUACUAUGAGAGGCCAAAAAAUGUUGGUAAUCAUUACAAAGGUUUUUGUUUAUCUCUAAGAAUAUUUUCUGUUAAACUAUAAAAAAAUAAGAAAAAGCAAGGUUUUAUCGUUCCA